AUGAAGAAAGCAAAAGGAGGAGAUUUUAAUUUUGCUUCAAGAGCACAAAAGAUUGAUAAGCUUGAGUUCCCAUAAUCAACAGAGGAUCGUUUCAUCGUCAAAGCAAAUAAAGAUGUACUUGCAAUAGCUGAAUAAAUCUUAGGGAGUUGGAUUCCAAUGGAAAACAUAUGAUGACAAAUUGUUAGCUAGAAAUAUAGACAAAUAAACCUUUGAUAAUACAGUGGCUGAAGCUACUCGUAUUUGUCGUAAUUUGUGGAGAGAAAAAUAAAGAGAAGAACACAAAGACCCAACCAAAGCAUAUUAACCACUUCUCUAUGUGUCAGUUUUCUUAAUACUUUUGGCCUUCGUGUUCCUUUUAGUUUUAAUCUAUGGAAAUAGAGACAAAUUAGCAUUGCUCUAUGUUGCAGUGGCUAUUCUGUGUCUAGCAGCAUGUAUUUUGAAUAUUUCAUAUAGUGCUUACUUUAAUAGUUGUUGCUAAGACUUGGAGUUUAGAACCAUAGUUUAUGGAUUUGGAAAAAGAACAGCUCAACAAAGUGACAGAAUACUUAAACAAUCAGAACUUAUAAAUUUAUCAAAACAAAGGUUAUAAAUGGUAAGUCGAACCCAAUCUCUAUUGGAUUGAAUUAGUUUCCAUUUGA
Paramecium octaurelia is the source of this 638-nucleotide messenger RNA. Lineage: Eukaryota; Ciliophora; Oligohymenophorea; Peniculida; Parameciidae. The record is from the annotation of a GenBank genome assembly.